Lotus japonicus is the source of this 1098-nucleotide messenger RNA. Its product is annotated as calmodulin-like protein 3. The coding region runs from base 122 to 814 and encodes 230 amino acids. Lineage: Eukaryota; Viridiplantae; Streptophyta; Magnoliopsida; Fabales; Fabaceae. Gene Ontology annotation, molecular function: calcium ion binding. The record is from RefSeq and is a predicted model, not a curated record. The transcript has a single exon.
UCACCACCACUUCUCCUCUGCAUCCAAUCUAACAACAACAAAGAACCUCUUUCUUUCUCUAUCUUUAUCCACAAUUUUCACUCCCCAAAUUUAGACAACAGACACCACCAAAAUCUCUCCAAUGCCAACUAUUUUGCAUAGGAUUUUCCUUCUUUACAACCUCCUAAAUUCAUUCCUCCUCUCUCUUGUCCCCAAGAAGGUGAUAGCCUUCCUCCCCCAAUCUUGGUUCCCCCAUCAAACCCCUUCCUUUUCCUCCUCCUCCUCAUCAUCAUCAUCAAGGGGGAACCUUGUAAUACAAAAAACAACAGACGACUGUGACCCCUGCCAGCUCCUCCCUUUAGAUACGUCCCUAAUACCAAAAAUGGACCCCACCGAGCUCAAGCGUGUUUUCCAAAUGUUUGAUAGAAACGGGGAUGGCCGGAUCACGAAAAAAGAGCUCAAUGACUCCCUUGAGAAUCUUGGAAUUUUCAUACCUGACAAGGAGCUGACCCAGAUGAUCGAGCGGAUUGAUGUGAACGGAGAUGGGUGUGUCGACAUUGAUGAAUUCGGGGAGCUUUACCAGUCCAUCAUGGACGAGCGUGAUGAGGAGGAGGACAUGAGGGAGGCUUUCAACGUCUUCGAUCAGAACGGGGAUGGCUUCAUCACCGUGGAGGAGUUGAGGACGGUUCUGGCUUCACUCGGGAUCAAACAGGGGAGAACCGUGGAAGAUUGCAAGAAGAUGAUCAUGAAGGUGGAUGUUGAUGGAGAUGGUAUGGUGGAUUAUAAGGAGUUCAAGCAAAUGAUGAAAGGUGGUGGCUUUAGCGCUCUCACUUAAACACAAUUGAUCAUUUUCAUUGAUUCAUUCAUUCCCACGUUGUACAUAAGUUUGGGGCAUCCUAGGUUGUUGCUGUAGCAGACCAAGACCAAGACAAUCCCCUGAACUAAAACUCAUCUCAAUCUAACUAUGCAAUGUGUACUGUUACACAACUUUUGUAUUAUGUGGGCUUACCGAAUUUGUACUAUUGGGCCAGGCGACCCAUGACCCGAACGGGUCAAAACACCAUAAUAUAUAAGGAGGACACCGCCCAUGCGGUGGGGGAUCCAACACUUUUUUACUCA